This is a messenger RNA of Closterium sp. NIES-65, 270 nucleotides long. The record is from the annotation of a GenBank genome assembly. Lineage: Eukaryota; Viridiplantae; Streptophyta; Zygnematophyceae; Desmidiales; Closteriaceae.
AUGGACGAUGCUGAGAGGUGGGCAGGAAAAAACAACGGAGGAGGGGAGGGCCAGGGGGACGCCAGGGAUGAGGGCAGGGCGGAGGACAGGGAGGAGGGCAGGGAGGAUGGUAGAGAGGAGGGCAGGGAGGAUGGUAGAGAGGAGGGCAGGGAGGAUGGUAGAGAGGAGGGCAGGGAGGAUGGUAGGGAGGAGGGCAGGGAGGAAAGCAUGGGGGAUGGUAGAGAGGAGGGCAGGGAGGAGGGCAGGGAUGAAACAACAUUUGCAUCGUGA